AUGUUCUAUCAAGCAAAUGGUGAUUAUGAGUUAGAACUAAAAGAAACAUUAGAGAAAAAAGAAUCUCUCUUCGAAGCUUCCGAAAAUAUAGAAUCUAACAAUAAAAAAGUACAAGAAUUUGAUAAUCAAAUUCUUACAUUUUUACAAAUUGAAAAAUUUAAAAAAAUAUUUGCUCAAUAUACAAUUAAAGAAAAUGAUGAUGAGCAAGAAACUAAUGAGAAAGUGAUGGUUCUUUUAGAUCAGCAGGAAAAAGAAGCUUUUUUUGUCAAACUUCAUACAUUAAUUUGCUGUAAAACUAGAAUAUGUUUAAGUAAAAUUGAUAAUGAAUUUGCAUUUCAAGUUUUUGAUAGCAUUCGAAAAUUAUCAAAAAAAGAAUAUAAUAUGCUUCUUUUAGGAAUGCUUCAUAUAAUGAUUUGCUUUAAAGAGACAACUAUGCAUGGUAAAAAAAAACAAUACUUAAUCAUUAAAUAUACUUUUAAUGAUAAUAAAAUUUGUGAAACUGCAUUUCAAACAAUAUAUCUACUAUUAGAUAAAAAAUAG
Molecule: messenger RNA, 540 nt
Organism: Cetraspora pellucida
Lineage: Eukaryota; Fungi; Glomeromycota; Glomeromycetes; Diversisporales; Gigasporaceae
Source: the annotation of a GenBank genome assembly